This is a messenger RNA of Musa acuminata subsp. malaccensis (wild Malaysian banana), 1315 nucleotides long. Its product is annotated as ATG8-interacting protein 1. Gene Ontology annotation, cellular component: intracellular membrane-bounded organelle. The record is from RefSeq and is a predicted model, not a curated record. Lineage: Eukaryota; Viridiplantae; Streptophyta; Magnoliopsida; Zingiberales; Musaceae.
CACAAGAUCUCGACUCGCCCCACGCCCACCCUUUCAUCGCCUCCGGGGUCUUUGCUGGGGAUUCUUCCGAGUCCAUCCUCUUCUCCUCGCUCCCCAUCUACCUUUCCUUGUCAAAGAUCUCCGUUUUGAGGGUUUGACAUGGCGGACAACGAGAAAAAGGAAGAGGGAACUUCUUCUCGUGGGGUUGACUGGGAAGUCGUGUCUCUCACAGCAUCUGCCUAUGCUGCAUCACCUGGUCCAGAAUUUGACCCUACUGAUGAAAGUAGAGAGAUAGGCGUAACCGAACGCGAGUCUUCUGCAGCGUUAUUCAUGUCUGGUCAUUUUGUGUUUCCACCCAGUGAACAUGAGAAUCUCCCAAUAGAACCCAAUGUAAGCGAGAUCCAUAUCAAGCCGGAGAGGCAUAAUGUGAGUUCUGCAGUGGUAGAUGUUGGUAAUGAUGGAGUUGAUAAUUCUGAUAAAGAAAAGAUGCAGAUUGUAUUAGAUGAUGACCUACAUGCCGUCAAGUUUUUUGAUGAAGGGAGUAGAAUUGCUGUUCGUGAUAUGGGAUUUGAAGACAGCAAUAGAUCUCAACGACAAAAUUUGGUUGGAAUGGAGCAAGAUAUAUAUGCUGAUCCUGAUGUCGCUAUUCGCUCCGAAGAAUGUGAGGGUGGCAGAAAAUUUGACGGUGAAGAAGCUUUCGAUGUGCAUAUGGAUUCUCCUCGAGAUCAUACAGAACCAGAUGAAGACGAAUUUGAUGGAUCCAACCUUCCCUGCCAAUCGUGGUGGAAGAGGCAUGCAGUAUCAUUGUAUCGCCAGGCAAAGGAGGCAGAUACCUUUUGGUCAGUGGUUGUAGCUGCGGCUGUUGUGGGAAUCAUUGUUCUGGGGCAUCGAUGGCAGCGAAACAAAUGGCAGCUUCAUCAAAUUAAAUGGAGGUUUAGCAUCAACGACGGGAGGAUGAUGAAAAUGCUGAGACCGAUUGGCCGGUAUAAGGAUGUUCUAGUUGGCGCCGCCAGCGGGGCUCGCUGAUACACUGAGUUGACACGUCGGCCCAGCUCUCAAGUUGAUGAUGAUGACGAAUAAAAAAGAAAGCAUAUCUUGCAUAUGAGAUGUACUACUGGGAAGUGACUUGUUCAAGUGCCACUAUGACUUGGAAGUUUAAAAGUUGUAGCAUAUUCUGGUCAACUUCUACUUCAUGGAUUUGUUUAAUAUGAUUUACAUUCAAAAUCUAUGAGGUUUAAAUUUCAUUCAGUUAAUGUGCAUGGGAGCAUUUUUGCUCACAGCAGAUCAUUGUAUUUGAGACAUGAGUAUUUUAUUUACAUUUGCUCAUUUAGUCAAC